AUGGAAAAAGACCUAAACAGGAAAAUGGGAUACAGACCGGAGUUAACGUUGCUUCUCGUUUUGAUGACAACAGCUUCAUCUAUUGCCCUGAGCAGAGAAGAUUUUACGGAAGCGGUGGCGUAUUUAAGGAAGUAUGGUUAUCUGCACAUGCCACUGGACAGUAAAGGACACAACCAUCUACCUGAGGCAAUAGCUGAAGCCGCGAGAAUCUUUCAGCAAGUGACAAACCUGCCUAUAUCAGGAAAACUAGAUUCAGCCACACUGGCAAUAAUGAACAAACCUCGGUGUGGUGUAGGGGACUCUUUCAAUAACAAAUCUCUCAAUUAUCGAGUUAUGGGUUACUGGCGUAAGAAGAUGCUGACCUACCACAUCUAUAAUUACACUCCUGACUUGGGUCUGGGAAAGACCCGCUUGGCCAUCCAGAAUGCGUUUAAGUACUGGAGUGACGUGUCACCUUUAAGGUUCAGGGAGUUGCAACGGGGAAGAGCAGACAUCAAAAUCUCCUUUCACAGAAAAGAUAAGACAUGUCCAGUUCCCUUCGACGGACGUGGGCGUGUUUUGGCCCACGCUGAUGCCCCCAUGUCAGGCAUUGUGCACUUUGACGGAGACGAACUGUGGACAGAAGGGAAGAGCCACGGCUCCAACCUGAGGAUUGUUGCAGCCCAUGAGAUUGGCCAUGCUCUUGGCCUGGGCCACUCACAGUACUACAAUGCACUCAUGGCACCUGUGUACAACGGAUACCGCUCAGACUUCAAGUUGCAUCCAGAUGACAUACGAGGGAUCCAGGCUUUAUAUGGAAAGCCAGAGAGUACUCUUCCAUCCAAAAAUCCAAGUCAGCCACUGCCAGGAGGAGUUAUUGCAGAUCCUUGCAAGGCCACAUUGGAUGCAGUUAUGCUGGGUCCUUUGCGUAAGACAUAUGUUUUCAGUGGUCAAUACGUGUGGACAGUGUCCAGCUCUGGCUACAACUCUCCCAUUCUGAUCUCUGCACUGUGGAAGGAGCUGCCGGGGAGCCUCAAUGCAGCUGUUCACUCUCAGUGGACUGGCAAGUCCUAUUUUCUGAAAGAAGACAAAGUAUGGAGAUACACAGGCUUCAAACUUGACCACGGCUUCCCCAAACGCUUGUCCAAUAUCCCUGCAAAUAUUGACUCAGCCUUGUACUUCAAUAAGCACAAAAAACUGCUAUUUUUCAAAGGAUCUGGAUACUGGCAGUGGGAUGAAACCGGUCCAACAGACUUCCGUUCCUAUCCCAAACCUAUUGAGCAGCUCUUCCACGGGGCACCCAGCAAUACUGAUGCUGCAUUAACAUGGACAGAUGGUCAUAUAUACAUGUUCAAAGGCACACGGUACUGGCGUUUAAACCAGAACCACCAGGCAGUGGAGAAGGCCUACCCUCUAAGCAUCGCCACACAUUGGAUGCAGUGUGACGACUGAGCCACCAGGCGUCAGCAGGAACUCAACACGAACCUUAUCCUGCACAGUGAUUCAGUGUAAUAACAGUGAGAGAUGCUUAUUUAUUCGGAGUCUGACGAAUGCGUGGAGAAUGUUCAACAUACUGCAUGAAUCCCUUGUGUGAGCAAUGAGAGCA
Molecule: messenger RNA, 1585 nt
Organism: Xiphias gladius (swordfish)
Lineage: Eukaryota; Metazoa; Chordata; Actinopteri; Istiophoriformes; Xiphiidae
Product: matrix metalloproteinase-19-like
Exons: 9
Coding region: 1-1431 (476 amino acids)
Biological process (GO): collagen catabolic process; extracellular matrix organization; proteolysis
Cellular component (GO): extracellular matrix
Molecular function (GO): metalloendopeptidase activity; zinc ion binding
Source: RefSeq, a predicted model, not a curated record